This is a messenger RNA of Glycine soja, 3105 nucleotides long. RefSeq lists its product as uncharacterized. The transcript is spliced from 5 exons. The coding region runs from base 1 to 3105 and encodes 1034 amino acids. NCBI's taxonomy places the organism in Eukaryota, Viridiplantae, Streptophyta, Magnoliopsida, Fabales, Fabaceae. The record is from RefSeq and is a predicted model, not a curated record.
AUGGAACCUACUUUGAUGGAAACAAAAAAGGGUUUGAAGGCAAGGGACAUUCUACUUCGUUUAUUAAGAGUUCUUCAUGUUUCAUUUGAGAUUAGCUACACUUCCAUGCAAAGGCAUCCAUUUGUUUCGGGUGCUUUGUUAGUCUUCUUCAUUUUGUACAUAUUUCUUUCUUUUAUUUACAACUUGUUGGUCUUCUUGUCCCCAUUUUUCGUGUGCACUGCCAUUUUUGUUAGAAUCUUUUGGAGUUCUGAGCAAAACCUCAUUAAAAGUGUCAACAAUGAGGAGAAAAGCAAUGAACCAAAAAUUUUACCAGAGUUGCUCAGGAACGAGAGGCGUGGUUUGCUUUAUAAGUGUCCAUCACACAAUGCAACAAGUAGAAGAAGAAACUUCACUGGGAAGAAAUUGGAUGUGUAUGGUGGUUUAGAAAUAAAAGCCAAGGAUUUAUCGUCGGUGUUCUGCAAUGAAUUCACAAAAAACAACAAAGAGAAUGGAAGGACUAAAUUUUACAAGGAAGAGAUUGGUUCUUUGGAGGCUCCUAUAAAGAAAGUUUUGUUUGCUGAACCUUCAAUGCUGGACCUGGAGGCUCAUGGUGCUAGUUUUGAUGGUCUAAAGAAAAAUACAGAAAUCAAAGAGGAUGAGAAAAAAGCUCAAGAGGGUGGCAACAAAGGUGAAUUGACAGAGGAUGAACAGAAAAAUAAAAUGGUUCUAGGGACAUGUGAGUUGGAGAGACACAAAAGGUUGGAGAGUCUUAUAGCUAGAAGAAGAGCAAUGAAACAAUUGAAGUUGCAGAUUGAGAAAGGUCUAAUUGAUAUGAAAUCAGUUACUCCAAGCCAAAUUGCUCCACUAUUUGUUUCAAGACUCAACCCUUUUGAUUCUCCAAGGGAGUUUGAUGGCAUAAAAAUGCCUGGUUCUGCCCCAACUGCUUUGAGAAGCCCAUUUGAUAUUCCCUAUGAUCCUUUUGAGGAGAAACCCGUUCUCACUGGGGACAAUUUUGAUCAAGAAUUGAAAGGUUUGUUAAUAGAACCUAGACAAGAAGACCUUGAAGCAAGAGGGCACAGGUUGGCACACCCAAGAGUCAGAAGGCUUCAAGGUAGAGGAAAUCAUGACAAGCUUGAACAAUUAUUAUUAUCCAAAGAAGCCAGUGAAAGAGAAUUACAAACUUCUAUUCCAUCAAGUGAAGUAGAGGAAAAAACACAUGAAGAGAAUGGUAAAUGCAAAAAUGACAAAAUGGCUGGCAACACAGGUAAGGAAGUGGACAAUGCUCAAGCAACAAAGUCCAUGUCAUACCAUGCAAGAGUUCCUAAGCCUCAAGAGGAGGACCUCAAUUUACCAAUAUCAAGAAAUAGUGCUACUAAAAUAAAUGAUUCUCUGUAUGAAUCUCUUUCACCUAACAAGGAAACUAUGUCCUUCACUGGUUGCCGAAUCAGUCACACCCCUUCACGCUCCUUAGCUUCUGCCAUACAUGUGGAGGUUUCUGAAGUUGGUUCACCAACACUGACAGUUGAUGAGAACCAUGAGAACACUACAGAUGGAGAAUCCAUGAUAUAUGAUGGAGACAUUGACAAAGAUGUUACUUCUGGCAGUGAAGAUAUGUGGGGAGCAUCACUCCAUUUGAGAGAAGUACGUAGAGUAAGCGAGCAAGAUAUUUCAGAAUUAAACAGCUGGAGGGACAUUUCUUCACCCCUUUCUAUGCAAAACAUAGAUGAAGAAAAUGCAGCUGAUGUGAGCUCUAUGUCCUCAAGAUCUGACAUGCCUGAUGAUACUCCAACUUAUGCAAUGAACAGUGAGCAUAAUAAUAAUAACAUCUUUGGUAAUAUGAAAGAUUUUGGUGCACCCCAAAAUUCUCAUUCAUCGGUUGUGUCAGCGCGUUGGAAGCGAUUGAUGCGGUUGAUGGAUACACGUGAUAGUCAUUUACCUCAUGAUAGGCAUUCAAAAAAACCAGGGGAAUGGUUCGACCUCACAGAGAAUUCAAGUAAGGAACAAGUUAUCAAUGAUUGGAAAAACUCAGCAGCCUCUGAGCAAGAUAACACACAUAACCCAAGAGGAAAUGAAGAACCUGGUGCAUCAGAUUCAGUUAUGCAACCAGAAGUAACUGAUGAAGUCUCAAUCAACUCAAGUUCAUCAUCCUCACCAAGGCCUGUAUUGUCAAUAACACAGAAGACCAUAGCUGACCAAGUUCCCUCUUCAGCUUUCAAUCAAGAGACGCACCAAGAUGUUCUGCAAUCUAACAUGCAGGAUGUGUCACAAGAAACAUUAAAUGGUGAAGGUCCACCUGACUCCAUCCCUCAAAAUAUUCCGCCUUCCAUGGAUGAUCCAAAUGUUGAAUCACAUUACAGUGACUUGAGUCAUCCUCAGGAACAGACUUGUCCACUGGAGAAUUCCAUUCAAGAAUCAAAUAUGUCUAGCAAGAUGAAUGAUGCAGAGAUUUUUAACAAGGAAGAUGAAAAUAAGUUCAAGAAUGAUGAGUACAUUGGAUACAAACUUGCUCCCCUAAUUAUACCAGAUGCUUCAAAAGAACCCCGUAGACAAGCAGAGAUGAUGGCUUCAGUGGAUAUAAGUGAGGAAUCAAGAGAAAGAUUUGAUGGCAAUGUGCCGUUGAUUUCUCUAAUACUAGAAUCAUCCUUAGAAAGUCCAGGAGAGGAAGAGGAUGAAGAAAAUUCUCAAGCAUCAGUGAGACAAGAGGCAACCACAGACACAAGUUCUGAUGAAGAUUUUGAAAGAAAUCGCAGUGACUUGAAUGAGAAUGAAGCCAUAGUCUCAUCAUGCUUAUCCAUAGAAGAUAGUGACAAGUUGAGAGAAACAGACAAGCCAAAGCAUAGUUCAGAAGAAGUGAAUUAUUUGCACAGUGAAUCAAAGCAGGUGGUUGAAGAUCAUAUGGAGAAGGAAAACUUGGAUAAAGGUGGUGCCUCUGAAGACUCUCCACUUCCAAUUACCACUCAGGCGACCAAUUCUGAAGACAAAGAAGGAGAAUGUGACAAGAUAAACAAGAAUGAAGCCACUGACCAGGAAUUGAACGAGAACGAAACUAUGGCUAUGUCUGAACCUGCAGGAGAAACUGAUCAGAUAGCACACAUGAAAUAUCCUGAAGAAAGGACUCCAACUUGA